GAGGGAUUCACCAACAAACCAGCGGAGAACACAGACACUGUCCCAUCCUUUGGUGUACUCGUACGCUACAAGGAUAGCAACACAUACACUCGAUUCGCUGUGACGAUGCCUCCGACUGCAAAUAUGGGUGCGGGUUUUGACCAAACAGGAAGGGAGAUCGCCUGGUUCUGGGCUCAAGAGCAAGCGGAGUGUGCUGAUGAGUGCGAACUCGAUCGUCGCUGUGUCGCAUGGACGGCGGUGAAAGAUGUAACACUAGACCCGCCUGAGUGGAACUGUACACUUAAGAGCACCUAUGGUGACGUUGUUGCUGCCAAUGAAUCUGUCGUGACAGGUCGUGUGUGGGAGCCAAUUCUGCUUCUGGACCGAAGCAAAUCCGGCACGACUGGAUUCCACGAAACCUGGACCGGCCGAGCUCCUCUCGUUGGAAAUGGCACAAGGGUACAGCUGCGAGUAUUUGUGGAUGACACCAUCGUUCAGGUCUUCAAGGACGAUGGCCUGGAGUCGCUGACGGGUCGUGUUUACGUUCCCAAUGACUAUUCUGGAGUUGCCCUCUUCUCCUCUAAUAUAAACUCACCACUCUCGGCCAAAGUCUCUUUCUACGAGAUGGAUACUGUACAUGAAUCGAAUGCGGCACCAACUGAUGCACCAACCGAGGGACCCACUGAGGCACCAAGUGAAGCACCGACCGAGGCGCCAACUGAAGCACCAACCGAGGCACCAACUGAUGCACCAACCGAGGCACCCACUGAUGCACCAACUGAAGCACCAACUGAGGCACCGACUGAUGCACCGACCGAGGCACCAACCGAGGCACCGACUGAAGCACCAACCGAGGCACCCACUGAGGCACCCACUGAUGCACCAACUGAGGCACCAACUGAUGCACCGACUGAAGCACCAACCGAGGCACCGACUGAGGCACCAACCGAGGCACCAACUGAAGCACCAACUACGGGUCCGCCCAAAGCACCGGAUGCAGCGUGGCAUACAGCGGGAUCACACCUUCUUAAAGUAAUGUUUUUGGCAGUUACUCUUCACACCGUGUUGCCGCUGCUUCUUUUUUGA
Molecule: messenger RNA, 1065 nt
Organism: Trypanosoma theileri
Lineage: Eukaryota; Euglenozoa; Kinetoplastea; Trypanosomatida; Trypanosomatidae
Product: beta-fructofuranosidase-like protein
Exons: 1
Source: RefSeq, a predicted model, not a curated record